Molecule: messenger RNA, 1538 nt
Organism: Penaeus vannamei (Pacific white shrimp)
Lineage: Eukaryota; Metazoa; Arthropoda; Malacostraca; Decapoda; Penaeidae
Source: RefSeq, a predicted model, not a curated record
ACCCAUGGGUCUUGGGUGCUCUCGGUCGACUAUUCAAUUUGAGCACCGGUUAUGGGCCCAAGUUUGCACCGAUUAACAUCCCCCUGCAGAGACGUUUACAGACCUUCUCCGUCCUCUUCUGGAUGUCGACCUUCCUCUUCAUGGGAGCCGGUUCCUUCUUCUUCUUGAUGUACUUGUUCUUCUUCACUCAGUAUUGGUGGAUUUCUUUGUGCUACUUCACUUGGUACCUUGGAGACCGAACUAUCUGUAACAGAGGUGGAAGAAGAUGGCACUGGAUGCGCUCAUGGACCCUGUGGAAGCACUACAGGGAUUUCUUCCCCGUCCACCUAAUCAAGACUGCUGAGCUUGACCCCUCAAAGAAUUACAUCAUGGGCUACCACCCCCAUGGCAUUCUCUCGGCUGGAGCAUUCUGCCAUUUUGCAACCGAAGGAACAGAUUUCAGUAAGCGGUUCCAAGGAUUUACACCAUUCCUGCUAACUCUGGAAGCUCAGUUUUGGCUCCCCCUCUACCGAGAGUUCUUCAUGUGCACUGGUGCCGUGAGUGCCACUCGAGAGAGCAUGGACUACCUGCUGGGUCGUGAGGGAUCUGGUCGUGCCCUCUGCCUGGUUGUGGGCGGGGCAAAGGAGGCACUCGAUUGCCAUCCUGGACAGGUUAUCCUGCACCUUAGCAAGCGCAAGGGCUUCUGCAAGAUGGCUCUGAGACAUGGAGCCUCACUAGUACCCAUGUUCUCCUUCGGUGAGAAUGACGUCUAUGAUCAAAUUGCCAAUCCUGAAGGGUCACUCAUCCGUCGUAUCCAGAACAGUGUCCAGAAGAUGAUAGGUCUGGCCCCAUGCAUGUUCAUUGGCAGAGGAGUAUUCCAGUACAGCUUUGGUAUUGUGCCAUUCCGCAAGCCCAUAUAUACAGUGGUUGGAGCCCCCAUUGACGUUCCCCUCGUCAAAAAUCCCACAAAGGAACAGAUCGUGAAGUUGCACGAGACUUAUGUGAACGCAGUCGUUGAUUUGUAUAACAAGUACAAAAUCGGUAUUCUGAGCAUCCAGAGUGCAAGAUCAGCAUUGUUUGAGGAAUCCAAGUGUUAUAUACAUAUACAUGUUUCCAGUGUAGUUUGAAAGCUGUUAUUAAUUGCAAAUGUUUUUGGUCUGUGCUUGUUAUAUGGUCAGUUUUUUCUUUCUUUCUUUCUUUUUUGUUUCUUAUUUUUCUUCUUUAAUGCCAACAAAGGAUGAGGCACAAAUUAGUUUGAAGUUAAGUUCAUCAUAAACUGUACUAGGGUUAAAGUUAUUUUUCUAAUGCCUUUCUAGAUAGAAUAUUAUUCUUUCUGAUUCCAAUGUUUAAAAUUUCUUCCCUCUGGCUGUGACCAAAUGUGCUAAGCGUACUGUAGAAAAUUCUAUUUAGAACAAAAAUUGAUAUUGAUAUUGUAUAGACCAGAGUUUUAAAAAAUGCUGAAAUUGGAUCUCAUUCCAUGUUCUUGUGUUUUUAUCUACACAUGCUGAUUUUUUGUUCAACAUAAGCAUUUAUACAUUUCAAUAAAUUUGUUUGUGAUA